GCUCUCAGGCUCCUCCCCGUCGGGUGCUUAGGGCGCAGCAUAGCGACGACCCCUGAGCCCUGCACGGCUCCUGGUCGUGUCAUGGCUUCGUCUCCGGCGCUCAGCACUUUCCGCCUCCCGCCGUUGCCCACGAUUCGAGAAAUCAUUAAGUUGUUCAAACUGCGAGCAUUGAAGCAGCUAUCCCAGAAUUUCCUCCUGGACUUGAGGCUGACAGAUAAAAUUGUGAGGAAAGCUGGCAAUCUGACAAAUGCCUAUGUUUAUGAAGUGGGUCCUGGGCCAGGGGGCAUUACAAGAUCCAUUCUCAAUGCCAAUGUCGCUGAACUUCUCGUGGUUGAAAAGGAUAGUCGAUUUAUUCCUGGAUUACAGAUGCUUUCUGAUGCCGCCCCCGGAAAACUGAGAAUUGUUCAUGGAGAUGUGUUGACAUAUAAGAUGGAAAGAGCUUUUCCACAAAGUCUUAAAAAAAAGUGGGAGGAUGAUCCUCCAAAUAUACAUAUUAUUGGAAAUCUGCCUUUUAGUGUAUCAACCCCUCUGAUUAUCAAGUGGCUGGAAAAUGUAUCUUGUCGCAAUGGACCUUUUGCUUAUGGCAGAACCCAGAUGACACUGACUUUUCAAAAAGAAGUGGCAGAGAGACUUACAGCCAAUACAGGAGGUAAACAGCGUAGUCGCCUUUCCAUCAUGGCCCAGUACCUCUGCAAUGUUCAGCAUAUCUUGACAAUUCCAGGUCGGGCUUUUGUCCCCAAACCAGAGGUGGACGUGGGCGUGGUACACUUCACUCCGCUGACACAGCCCAGGAUAGACCAACCAUUCAAGCUGGUGGAGAAAGUUGUCCAGAAUGUGUUUCAGUUCCGAAGGAAAUACUGCCAUCGAGGGCUUGGAAUGUUAUUCCCUGAAGUUCAGCGCUUAGAAAACACUGGAAAACUGUUAAAGUUGGCAGAUGUGGACCCUACACUUCGACCCUGCCAGCUCUCUGUCUCACAUUUUAAGAGCCUCUGUGAUGUAUACCGAACAAUGUGUGAUGCAGACCCACACCUCUUUGCUUAUAAUUUUAGAGAUGAACUCCAGCGAAAUAAACGCAAUAAGCAAAAGAAGGGUAACAAGGAGAGUUUCACCCUGUAGCUGCCACAGAGACUAUUAAGAGCUUAUUGAAUGCUGAGCUCCUGAUACGUGUACUUUGCCUUCUGCAGAAUGACAGUAAAAAAUACCAACUACUAAAUGUGACUUAAUUUCCCUUUUACUGCACAGCUUUAGAGAAAAUAAAUAAAUCAAAUAAGAUACA
Messenger RNA from Manis javanica (Malayan pangolin), 1276 nucleotides. RefSeq names its product transcription factor B1, mitochondrial (gene TFB1M). Gene Ontology annotation, cellular component: mitochondrial matrix. The record is from RefSeq and is a predicted model, not a curated record. NCBI's taxonomy places the organism in Eukaryota, Metazoa, Chordata, Mammalia, Pholidota, Manidae. Gene Ontology annotation, molecular function: rRNA (adenine-N6,N6-)-dimethyltransferase activity; mitochondrial transcription factor activity. Gene Ontology annotation, biological process: transcription initiation at mitochondrial promoter; rRNA methylation.